Penaeus indicus is the source of this 1134-nucleotide messenger RNA. RefSeq names its product compound eye opsin BCRH1-like. The record is from RefSeq and is a predicted model, not a curated record. The coding region runs from base 1 to 1134 and encodes 377 amino acids. Lineage: Eukaryota; Metazoa; Arthropoda; Malacostraca; Decapoda; Penaeidae. Gene Ontology annotation, molecular function: G protein-coupled photoreceptor activity. Gene Ontology annotation, biological process: cellular response to light stimulus; G protein-coupled receptor signaling pathway; visual perception. The transcript has 8 exons. Gene Ontology annotation, cellular component: plasma membrane.
AUGGCUAACGCUACAGGACCUCAAGUGGCUUAUUAUGGACAACAGUUGGGCACAUUCGGGUACCCUGAGGGCAUGACUGUCGUGGACUUUGUACCAGACACCAUUAAGCAUAUGGUACACGAACACUGGUACAACUACCCCCCAGUCAAUCCCAUGUGGCAUUACCUGCUCGGUGUGGUCUACAUUUUCCUCGGUUUUUUCUCCAUCACUGGCAACUCUCUCGUCAUUUACCUGUACACGAAGGCGCCGCAACUCAAGACUCCCGCCAACAUGCUGGUCGUCAACCUCGCUCUGUCUGACCUGAUCAUGUUGACCACAAAUUUCCCAGCUUUUGCGUACAACUGUUUCAAUGGCGGAAGGUGGAUGUUCAGCGCCCAGUUCUGCGAGAUUUAUGCUGCUCUCGGCGCUGUGACCGGCGUCUGCAGCAUCUGGACACUUGGAAUGAUUUCAUGGGACAGAUACAACAUCAUCUGCAACGGUUUCAAUGGCCCCAAGCUGACCCAGGGCAAGGCAAUGCUCAUGUGCCUCUUCUGCUGGGCCAUGGCCAUUGGCUGGGCUCUCCCCCCCUUCUUCGGCUGGGGCAAGUACAUUCCCGAGGGUAUCCUGGACUCCUGCAGUUAUGAUUACCUCACGCAGGAUUUCAACACAAGGAGCUACAACAUGUGCAUCUUCAUCUUCGAUUACUGCCUGCCUUGCUUCAUCAUCGUGCUUUCCUACGUGUUCAUCGUGAAGGCCAUUUUUGCCCACGAAGCUGCCAUGCGUGCUCAGGCUAAGAAGAUGAAUGUGUCCAACCUCCGUUCCAAUGAAGCUGAGGCCCAGCGAGCUGAAAUCCGCAUUGCCAAGACUGCAAUUGCAAACGUGUCUCUGUGGUUGCUGUGCUGGACCCCCUAUGCAGCUAUCACAAUUCAGGGCGUGGCUGGAAACCACUCCAACAUCACGCCACUGGUCACCAUGCUGCCUGCUCUGCUUGCAAAGUCUGCCUCUUGCUACAAUCCCUUCGUGUAUGCCAUCAGCCACCCGAAGUUCCGACAGGCUAUCACCAUCCACAUGCCUUGGUUCUGCGUCCACGAGGUUGAGAAAUCCGGCGGCGACGACACCAAGUCCAACAGCACAGUGGCUAACGAAGAGAAAUAA